ACGUACGCAGAAUAUUCUGGGUAUUUGCUUCCCGUCACGGCUGGCAUGAAGCAAGGAAGCGCUGUACAUUGUUCGUCCAGUCUAAUACUUUCAAAAGAAAGCUCUACAAAAAAACGAAACAAUGCCACUCACACCUCUCGUUUACUGGGCUCAACGCCAUGAAGAUAUUUACCUGCGAGUGGAACUGACAGACGCCCAGAAUAUUGGUGUCAAUGUGAACGACAACGUGCUUCAGUUUAGAGCCCAGGGCCAUGGUGCAAAAGGACAAAAUGAAUAUGAGUUCAGCUUGGAGUUUCUUUUACCAGUAAAGUCAGAGGUGAGCCACAAGUCCACUCAGCGUCAGGUGAAUAUUACAGUGCGGAAAGAGCAGCGAGGCUGGUGGGAAAGACUGACGCUACAGGAGCGCAAACCAGUCUUCCUAGCACCGGACUUUGACCGUUGGCUGGACGAGUCAGAUGCUGAGAUGGAGAUCCGGGAAAAGGAGGAGAAAAGGAACAUGCUGAAGGCAUCAAGGCAUAAAGAGGAAGGUUUUGUCAGCUUGAAAACAGGAUUUUUAUUUGUAUACAACCUGGUGCAGUUUCUUGGUUUUUCAUGGAUCUUUGUCAACAUGACCGUGCGGCUCUUUAUCUUUGGCCAAGAUUUUCUCUACGACACAUUUCACACCAUAUCGGAUGUGAUGUUCUUCUGCCAGAUCCUGGCAGCAGUAGAGGUCCUCAAUGCUGCUUUCGGUGUCGUCCAGACAGGUGUUAUUCCAACUUUUAUACAGGUGGUUGGAAGGAAUUUUAUCCUCUUCAUAAUUUUUGGUAGUUUGGAAGAAAUGCAUAACCAGCCAGUUGUGUUCUUCGUUUUCUAUCUGUGGAGCACCAUUGAGAUUUUUAGGUAUCCAUUUUACAUGCUGGGCUGUUUAAAUACAGAGUGGAAAGCGCUCACUUGGCUGCGGUACACAAUCUGGAUACCACUGUAUCCAUUAGGUGUUCUAGCUGAAGCUGUUGCUGUGAUACAAUCCAUUCCCAUCUUUGACAAGACCAAACUCUUCAGCAUUCCUCUGCCAAAAGCUGUCGGUACCUCCAUCAGCUUCUCAUACGUCCUUCACAUCUAUCUUGUACUCAUGUUUCUGGGACUUUUUAUCAACUUUCGUCAUCUUUACAAGCAAAGGAAAAGGCGUUUCCGUACCAAGAAGAGGAAGGCAAAUUGAGCAAAAAUACUCCAGACACCUUUGCUGCCUGCUUUUUUCUGGAUGAAGUGUUUUAACUGAUCUUGGACCAUGCUCCUCUCAAAUUAAUUCUAGUUUUUAUUGUUUUUCUUUUCCACAGCCUGUUUGCUCUCACUAAAAUAAUUACAUCCAUGGUAAAAAUGGACAUCCUACAGAUAAUGCAAUAUCUGAGCAUUACAUUGAUGUCUCAUUUACUGGUGAUUGAUUUCUCUUAAGAUGUAAACUGAGUAUUUUGUAGGAAGGAAGAGAGCUAUAACAAGCCAUAUAUUUUG
Messenger RNA from Etheostoma spectabile (orangethroat darter), 1485 nucleotides. RefSeq names its product 3-hydroxyacyl-CoA dehydratase 3 (gene hacd3). Gene Ontology annotation, molecular function: 3-hydroxyacyl-CoA dehydratase activity. The transcript has 11 exons. NCBI's taxonomy places the organism in Eukaryota, Metazoa, Chordata, Actinopteri, Perciformes, Percidae. The record is from RefSeq and is a predicted model, not a curated record. Gene Ontology annotation, biological process: very long-chain fatty acid biosynthetic process; fatty acid elongation; sphingolipid biosynthetic process. The coding region runs from base 122 to 1195 and encodes 357 amino acids. Gene Ontology annotation, cellular component: endoplasmic reticulum membrane.